This is a messenger RNA of Nerophis lumbriciformis (worm pipefish), 1641 nucleotides long. The record is from RefSeq and is a predicted model, not a curated record. Lineage: Eukaryota; Metazoa; Chordata; Actinopteri; Syngnathiformes; Syngnathidae.
AUGGCGUCGAUGAAGGACAGCGACACUGGCCUGUGGCUUCACAACAAACUGGGCUCCACGGACGAACUGUGGACGCCGCCGAGCAUCGCGUCGCUGCUCACCGUCUCCGUCAUCGACAACAUUCGCUUGUGCUUUUCCAGCUUGUCGCCGCCCGUCAAGCUCAAGUUGCUCCUGGGGAUGCUGCAUCUUCCCCGGCGGACCGUGGACGAGAUGAAGGAAGCUCUCUCGGAAAUCAUCCAGCUCGCGACGGUGGACUCGGAACCUUGGGUCCUGAUGGUGGCGGACAUCCUGAAAUCCUUCCCGGAGACGGGCUCCCUCAACCUGGAUCUGGAGGAGCAGAAUCCAAACGUGCAGGACAUCCUCGGCGAGCUCAGGGAGAAAGUGGGGGAGUGCGAGACGUCGGCCAUGCUUCCUCUGGAGUGCCAGUACCUAAACAAGAGCGCCUUGACCACCCUGGUGGGACCCCUGACGCCCCCGGUUAAACAUUUCCAGCUGAAGAGGAAGCCCAAGAGCGCCACCCUCAGAGCGGAGCUGUUGCAGAAAUCCACAGAGACUGCGCAGCAGUUGAAGAAGACUGCCGGAGUGCCUUUUCACGCCAAAGGGAGAGGUUUAGUCAAAAAGAUUGACACCACCACGCCUCUCAAAGGGAUCCCCAAGGCUCCAUUUCGCAGCCCGACAGCCCCGAGUAUGUUCAGCCCCCCCAGCAACCGUACCCCCAUCGCCCCAGCGCGCACACCCCUUCGCAAGGAGCGGGGGGUCAAGCUGUUGGAUAUCAAGGAGCUGAACAUGGUCGGAGCUGGAAGAGAGGCAAAAAGGCGGAGAAAGACUUUGGACACGGAAGCGGACGAGAAAGCAGCCAAAGAAGAAGCAGUUGUGGAAAACACCACACCGGAUUAUGCGGCAGGCCUCGUCUCUGCGCAGAAACUCGGGGCGCUUAAUGAGAACCCGCUACCGUCAACCAGCUACCUGCCGGCCACGCCCAGCAUGGUUCCUUCCUCCUCGUACAUUCCCAGCUCCGAGGCGCAACCAGCAAACGCGGGCGGUUCAGGCUGGGAUACGUUGCAGUCAACUCGCCAAUCGGAGGAGUCGGCGACGGCGGGCGCAGGCGCCCCCGCCGCUUCCCUCUCGGGCCAGUACAAGCAGAGGACGCCGAUGUACAACGCGAGCACCGCCGCCAACCCGGCAACACCGACGUCCCCCAGCACGCCUGCCUCCACGCCGGCCAGUAACGGGCCACCAGCCGCCGCCACCGCAGGUCAACCGGAGACGCCGGCUCAGCCGCCCAGCACGCCCCAGACGCCCACGCCCGCUCCUACGCCGCCUCAACCUCAGCCCAAGAAGAAUCUCUCGCUAACGAGGGACCAGAUGUACGCAGCUCAGGAGAUGUUCAAGACCGCCAACAAGGUCACCAGACCAGAGAAGGCCCUCAUUUUGGGGUUCAUGGCAGGAUCCAGAGAGAACCCAUGCCCGGAGCAAGGCGAAAUCAUCCAGAUCAAGCUGAGCGAGCACACGGAGGUGCUACCCAAAGCGGACGGCACCGGCAGCACCACCAUGCUGGUGGACACGGUCUUCGAAAUGAACUACUCCACGGGUCAGUGGACCCGCCUGAAAAAGUACAAGCCCAUCACCAACACAUCCUGA